Molecule: messenger RNA, 5330 nt
Organism: Scomber japonicus (chub mackerel)
Lineage: Eukaryota; Metazoa; Chordata; Actinopteri; Scombriformes; Scombridae
Gene: dnm2a
Product: dynamin 2a
Exons: 21
Coding region: 263-2899 (878 amino acids)
Cellular component (GO): cytoplasm; membrane; microtubule
Molecular function (GO): GTPase activity; microtubule binding; GTP binding
Source: RefSeq, a predicted model, not a curated record
GUUUUGUUUUGCGAGUUUUCCGUCCGUUUCGACUGACUGGCUAUUUAGUUAAUGUGCUCAAAACAACACGCAAUGGUAUUGGUUUGAAUUGCAUUAACGGCAACCGCUCAACUGUUCAACGAGAGAGUGAAAAACGGCCGAGCUGCUUUUGAAGCGGCAACAUUUCAGAGUAACCCGAGAGCACCUUGCUGCUAAGCUAACGUUACCGAGCUAGUUAGCCUUUUGCUCUGAGUUGUGUUGGGCUCUCCGAGCUAACCGAGCCAUGGGGAACCGGGGCAUGGAAGACCUGAUUCCCCUGAUCAACAAGCUUCAAGACGCCUUCAGCUCGAUUGGCCAGAGUUGCAAUUUGGACCUUCCUCAAAUCGCUGUGGUCGGAGGACAGAGCGCUGGGAAAAGCUCUGUUUUGGAAAAUUUCGUUGGCAGGGACUUUCUUCCUCGAGGAUCAGGCAUUGUUACCCGCAGACCUCUCAUUUUGCAGCUGGUGAACAAUAAAGCAGAAUAUGCCGAAUUCCUGCACUGCAAAGGAAAGAAGUUUGUGGAUUUUGAUGAAGUGCGGGGGGAAAUUGAGGCGGAGACUGACAGGAUAACAGGCUCCAACAAAGGCAUCUCUCCCAUCCCGAUUAACCUGAGGGUCUACUCCCCACACGUGCUGAACCUGACCCUGAUCGACCUUCCGGGAAUGACGAAGGUUGCCGUUGGAGACCAGCCCCAAGACAUCGAGCACCAGAUCAGGGACAUGCUCAUGCAGUUCAUCACAAAGGAGAGCUGCCUGAUCUUGGCCGUCACGCCUGCCAACAGUGACCUGGCCAACUCAGAUGCUCUGAAGAUCGCCAAGGAGGUGGACCCACAGGGUGUGCGUACCAUUGGUGUUUUAACAAAACUGGACUUGAUGGAUGAAGGGACAGAUGCGAAGGACAUUCUCGAAAACAAACUUCUACCACUGCGUAGAGGCUACAUUGGAGUGGUGAACCGCAGUCAGAAAGACAUUGAUGGGAAGAAGGACAUUCGUGCUGCUUUGGCCGCAGAGAGGAAGUUCUUCCUUUCCCACCCUGCUUACAGACACAUAGCAGAGCGAAUGGGCACACCUCAUCUACAAAAGACACUCAACCAGCAAUUGACCAACCACAUCAGGGACACCCUGCCUGGUCUGCGCAGCAAGCUGCAGAGUCAGCUCCUCUCUCUGGAGAAGGAGGUGGAGGAGUACAAGAACUUCCGUCCAGAUGACCCAACACGGAAGACCAAGGCUCUGUUGCAGAUGGUGCAGCAAUUUGGUGUGGACUUUGAGAAGUGUAUCGAGGGCUCUGGGGACCAGGUGGACACCAACGAGCUAUCGGGAGGAGCCAAAAUCAACCGCAUCUUUCAUGAGCGCUUCCCCUUCGAACUGGUCAAGAUUGUGUUCGACGAGAAGGAGCUAAGGCGGGAAAUCAGUCAUGCAAUCAAGAACGUUCAUGGUGUCAGAACGGGGCUGUUCACUCCAGACCUGGCGUUUGAGGCCAUCGUGAAAAAGCAGAUCGUUAAGCUGAAAACGCCCUGUCUCAAAUGUAUCGAUCUGGUCAUUCAGGAGCUCAUCAACACAGUCAGGCAGUGCACCAACAAGCUCAAUUCCUACCCCAGACUGAGAGAGGAGACCGAGAGGAUUGUCACCACCCACGUCAGAGAAAGAGAAGGAAAGAGCAAGGACCAGGUUCUGCUGCUGAUUGACAUUGAGCUGUCCUACAUCAACACCAACCAUGAGGACUUCAUCGGCUUUGCUAACGCCCAGCAGAGAAACACAGCUGCAAACAAGAAGAGGGCCAUACCCAACCAGCUUGGCGCAAUGGGAGAGAUCCAGGAGGAGGAGGUGAUCAGGAAAGGCUGGCUAACCAUCAACAUCAGCAUCAUGAAGGGAGGCUCCAAGGAGUACUGGUUUGUCCUGACUGCUGAGUCCCUGUCCUGGUACAAAGAUGAGGAGGAAAAAGAAAAGAAGUAUAUGCUGCCCCUGGAUAACCUGAAGUUAAGAGAUGUGGAGAAAGGCUUUAUGUCCACAAAGCACAUCUUCGCAAUCUUCAACACUGAAUCGAGGAACGUGUACAAGGAUCUUCGCCAAAUAGAACUGGCAUGUGACUCUCAAGAGGAUGUGGACAGCUGGAAAGCAUCCUUCCUCAGGGCAGGAGUUUACCCAGAGAAGGACCAGACGGAUAAUGAAGAGGCUGCCCCUGCAGACACAUUCUCUAUGGACCCUCAGUUAGAGCGACAGGUGGAAACUAUCCGCAAUCUGGUGGAUUCGUACAUUGGAAUCAUCAACAAAUCCAUCAGAGACCUCGUACCCAAGACCAUCAUGCAUCUCAUGAUCAACAGCGCAAAGGACUUCAUUCACUCAGAGCUGCUGGCCUACCUCUACUCGUCUGGGGACCAGAACAGUCUAAUGGAGGAGUCGGCUGAUCAGGCCCAGCGGAGAGACGAAAUGUUGCGCAUGUAUCACGCGCUCAAGGAGGCACUUCUGAUUAUUGGCGACAUCAGCGCCAACACCAUCACCACCCCAGUACCCCCACCUGUAAAUGACAACUGGAUGCAGGAAGCCAGCCCAACCCCUCAGCGCCGGCCGCCCCCUUCAUCAGCCCCGCCCCCCAGCCGCCCCCCUGCUGUUCGGGGCCCAACACCAGGACCACCCAUGAACCCUUCCCCUGGCUUUGGAGCUCCACUCAACCCGUCUCCAGCCUUUGGCGCACCCCCAAUCCCCUCUCGCCCAGGUCCACCGAUCAAUGCCUUCAACAGCCACCAGGAUCCCUUCAGUGCACCUCCACAGAUCCCCUCCCGGCCAGCCCGCAUCCCACCUGGUGUCCCUAACCGAAGACCCCCUGGCGCUCCUUCUCAUCGGCCUACCAUUAUCCGCCCUGCUGAGCCUUCCCUGCUAGACUAGACCUGUGGCCAAGCCCACUUAAGUGUGUGUGUUUGUGUGUGGGUUCAAUAUGUGUAUCUGCACACUAUAGGUCGUGGGCAGGGGCUAAGAGGGGAGAGGCUGACUGAUAGCGGUGCGUAAUGCGCAUCGCCCAGCCAUAGUAAUGUCUCUUCAAGCAAUGUUAAUAAGCUGCUAAUACCGUCUUUAUCAGUGCACAUGAAUGAAAGAAAGCCCUUAACCACUUGAACAUUACAUUUGACUGCUGUGGAUAUUGUGUAAUACAAAAUAAAACCCUGCUAAUCUGCGGGAUGCAUUUAGCUUCUACCAAUAGGAGACCAUGUCUCAAAUUCAGUUAAAGAGCUUUUUUUUAUUGUAAUAACUUGUUUAUGUCCUAUGACAAGGUGCCCAGCAGAAGCUCAUUAAAUAACUUAUUAACUGUUAAAGGCUGGCUUUCCUCUCCCCUCCCUCCACCUUGUUAGAUUGGCCCAGACGCCCAAGUCUAGAUCUCUGUGUAACAUACACACUUAACCUGUUGUUAAUGUGUUACUGGGUUUUCAUUUCCUAACUGAUUUCAUACUGAGAAAACAAUAGCUUAUUCUCACUGUUAUUAUUCUGGUGAUGUCGAUUACAUUUUUUUUCCUUGUGUUAUUUUAUUUGAGUGACUUUGUCCUUUUUAAUGACCGUCAUAAAUGUAGCUUUAAAAGUGAAAUCCUAAUCAAAGCAAAAACAAAGCAUGAGAAGACACAGGGCAGGGUUGCAGCCCCUCUCUGUGAAUUAUCCUUCCAUAAUUAACAGAUGUCAUACAGAUUGAUCAGUAUAAUCCGAGCACUUCUAACCAUUUAGCCUUACAAAAAGCCACUCAUAACUGGGAUGUUGUAGUCCGUUACCAGAACACUAUGCACGAAAACCCGGGAGACGGAGAGAGACAAACAAAGAGGCUGUCUGCACUUUGCCGGUCACUCUCUCUCCACUGAUUCUGAGUUGUUUAAGCCUUGAAUAUUAAUCCCUUUAAUCUCAGUUGAACCCCAAUGAGGCCUUCGGAUAGACUUUGUUCAUUCCUGGAUUAGCUGAUUCACGUAGAACAGAACACACAGUACCGUUUCCUCUCAAUGAGGGUAAAACUCAGUGAAGCAGCGGGGUGUGUAGAUGAGGGUAGAACUGUGAGUAUAAAGAUGGUGUUUAGAACGGAGGAGUUGGCACAUCUCUUUCUGGACAGGGUUUCCAUGGACAUUUAUUAUUGCUAUUGCUAUCUGCUUCCAUGCAUUUAAAAUAUCAUGUAUAUAGCUGGCCCAUGCCGGGGAGGUAGCACUUGUAUCUUAUUUUAUAGGAGGGUUGAUGCCAGCAAUCUUCUACUGAUAAUAAUCAAAGCCCAAGAUGUUAAAAUGCAACUGCAGUCAUCAUAUUUAAGAAUGCACUAACAUUAUCAUUUCAUAGAUUAGCCUCGGAUGUAGAGAAAAAACCAUUGGUCCUCUCCUGAUGCAUUAUUUAUAACCUGGGCAUUUGUCAUUUCUUUCGAUGUUUUGGUUGCAAUUGUAUCAGCUCUGUGCAUCUAUACGCUACUCAGCCCCCCUCAGCUUGUCCUGGACUGUUAUUUGGGGUUCUGCUACAGGGAUUAGGUGUCUAAACGCGUUAUAUGUUGGGAGGGCACAUCUACACAGCUGUGAUUAUUUGCUAAUGGAUAUAUUUUGAUUGCUUUGUGAGGGUAUUUGACCAUUUAUAUUAAAUCUUUCCUUCAAAAUUUUUUGAUGUCAUGGGGACGGGGAAGUUACAUUGGGCUAUUUUGGGAUGUUUUCUAUUUUUGGUUUAAUCAGUAGUGGCGGUGAGCGGGUGGUGGAAGUUGUGGUGUAUGAAGGCACAUCCUGUCUAGAGAAUCUGUCUUAAUGAUUCAACCUGACAAGACAAAGCAACUGUUAAUAAUUUGAUACUGUCUUAAACCACAGGGCCUUGGGACAGAAUGUGCUUUUUCCCCUCUACAUUUCUCUAAAGGUCUGGCUUUCAGUGACAGCGUCAGAAAGAGUGAAGUAUUCUUAUAAAACAGAUUCCUCAGACUGAAGCCCCGUCACACUUGAUCAUUCACAAACCCUUGAUACACAAAUGAUAAUUCAUGUGAUGAAACAUCUGAUUGGCCAAAGUUGAUUAAAUCCCCUUAUUUUAAGGCUCCUGUCACUCAAACCAGCCCUUGAGAAGCCUACACUGUAAAUGUCCUGUAAUAUAUUAGGUUGUGGCAAUAAUGCCUUUCCUUCCUAAUGGAUGUACCCUGUCUCCCUUCCUCUUUCCCUCCCCUGGUUUGAUCUAGUGGAAGGUAUUGGAAACCAACCUGCAAAAAUUUCUUUUCUUUUGUUUUUCAAACCCUUGUCAAGUGCCUCUGUAGCAAUUAAUUGAUUUGAAUAAACAAGAUGAACUGAUUUUAGAAAGGAAAGUAAAUAAAGAGGUGUUGUGUACAAUAAAGGGA